GCAUUCCAACCAUUCCAGUCUCCGCGAACAAUCGGCCCUCAGUUAUUUAUGAGCAGCGCUUUCUCUCUCUCUCGACUCAGUCUGUUGUGAAAGCUUCUCGGAGACGCACACCGUAGCAGUGCACUCUCUCAGCGGAACGUAGUAUACUCGGGAUACGAAUUUAUACUUUCCAGUUAUAGGAAGUUCUAUUAGGAUUACAUUACGUUUAAAAUAAAUAUAAACGAUAUAGACCUACGGCGUCCACAACUUGUUUCCGUGAUGACAAUGUAAAUAGAUCUGUGGUUAACUAAUAAUCCAAAACCACCAGUUCAACACAGCACAUUCACUUAAAUAUUCUCUGAUUGACUAAGAUGAGAACUGCUGAGGAGUCUUCUGGUACGGUCCUGCACCGUCUAAUCCAGGAGCAGCUCCGUUACGGGAACCCCACGGACACCCGUACCCUCCUGGCCAUCCAGCAGCAGGCCCUGCGUGGAGGCAGCAACAGCAGCGGAGGAGGCGGUACCGGAUCACCCCGCUCCUCUCUGGAGAGCCUGACCCAGGAAGAGUCCCAGUUCAUCCACAUGUCCACCAGACAGGACCCCCAGGGUCAGGAGUACCAGGGGGACUACAAACACUGUGAGAGGGACUCCGUGUGUCACCUCUACCAGCUCCACAGACACGGAGAGGAGCUGCCCACCUAUGAGGAGGCCAAGGCUCACUCUCAGUAUCUGGCCUCGGUAGGAGCCCAGCGCGGUCAGGGGCUUGAGGUGAUGGAUCACCAGGGAGGGGGCCAGUGGGAUUUGAAACGGGAGCACGCCCGCUCCCUCAGUGAACGGCUCAUGCAGCUCUCCCUGGAGAGGAACGGUGGAUCGUGUGGAUCCAGAGACAGUCUGCCCCUCAGCUCAACACAGAGUUACCCACAGCUUUCCAAUGGCCACUGUGGGCCUGUUGACCACCAGGGACCAGAGUCUCUCCAGUACCCCGAUCAGAGGGGACCUCCCCCGGAUUACUACCCCUUCCUGGUCAGGCCUCCUGGAUACAUGCUCAGCCACUCACAGGAGACACACGGACACUACCACCAGGAACCCCCUCCCCCAUUCCACUCCCAGCACAGGUAUGAACCUGCCCAUGCCCAGAUGAUUCGCCACAGUGUCCAGUCUGGUCCAGAGGUCUACAUGAGCCACGCCAACCCCAGUACCCACAACAACAGUGCCCAGAUGGACCUGUUGAGGGAAAAUGAGAGACUAAGGAAAGAGCUGGAGGGGUACAGCGAGAAGGCUGCCAGACUUCAGAAGCUGGAAGGAGAAAUCCAGAGGAUAUCUGAGGCCUACGAGACCCUGAUGAAGGGCUCAGCCAAGAGAGAGACCCUGGAGAAAACCAUGAGGAACAAACUGGAGUCAGAGAUCAAGAGACUGCACGACUUCAACAGAGACCUCAGAGAUCGUCUGGAUACUGCUACAAAACAGCGAGUAACCAAAGAUGUUGAAUCUGCCAACCAGAGGCAGCAGCUCCUCGAACAACAUGAGGAACAGCAGCGGGAGGUGCAGCGUCUGCGUGGCUCCGGGGAGGAGUGGCUUCGGCGCCGGGAGGUUCUGGAGCUGGCCCUGGGGUCGGCACAGACCCGUAACCUGGCCCUGGAGGAGGAGCUUAGAAGGAAGAAGGCGUACGUAGAGAAGGUAGAGCGGCUGCAGAGUGCCCUGGGCCAGCUACAGGCAGCCUGUGAGAAGAGAGAGGCCCUGGAACUGAGGCUGAGGACCAGGCUGGAGCAGGAGCUGAAGAGCAUCCGAUCAGCACAGUCCCACAGCACGGCUAGUGGUCCUGGCUCCCUGCCCUCUGAUCUGAGCUCCAUGGUGUCUGUACAGCAGCAGCAGCUGGCUGAGAGAGAAGAGAGGAUCCUGGCUCUGGAGGCUGACAUCACACACUGGGAACAGAAGUACCUGGAGGAGAGCACCAUGAGGCAGUUCGCUAUGGACGCAGCCGCCACCGCUGCAGCUCAGAGAGACAGCAGCGUCAUCAAACACUCGCCUCGUCACUCACCCGACAACAGCUUCAACGACCACCUGCCAUUCAGCCACAGACAUCGGGAGAUGGAGAACAGAAUCCGAGCGCUGCACUCCCAGCUCCUGGAGAAGGAUGCCGUGAUCAGGGUGUUACAGCAGCGGACUGGACCAGAGCAGCAGGCCCUCCUCCGCCCUGCCAGGUCCGUCCCCUCCAUCAGCACCACUGCCAACGCCUCCACAUCCACCUCCUUCAAUGGCCCGGUGGAGCGACCCACCUGGGGAAAAGGAAAGAGCCUCUCUGAUGACCAGACGGCUGCUGCAGUGUCUCCUCUGUCCCGAUCCCCCCACCAACACCCCCGCACCCCCCUGGCCCUGCCUCUCCCGUACUCCGAGCCCCAGAGAAGAGACCACAGCAGCCAGUGUGAUAGUGAUGUCCCAGCCCAAAAGGCUGACCUCACAGUGGAUCCCCCCAGCAGUUCAGACACUGCAGCAGGCGUAGUAGAAAUCCUUAUUUAACAAACGUUGAACUGUGGAUGGACAGUGAAAACAUGGUCGAUGACCGAGACAACUUCCUGUCCUGCAUAUCCCACCCAGAGCGAAGAAGACAGCCUGCCCGUCUGUCUGUUUCUGGCCAGACUGGCCUCCAGAAGGACACUUCCUUUGAAGACAGAGGGACAGUUUGGAGACGGACAUGGACAUGUGUUUCCUACCUACCUUCCUUCCUUCCUUCCUAUCUACCUACCUACCUUCCUUCCUAUCUACCUACCUACCUACCCACCUACCUACCUUCCUUCCUAUCUACCUACCUACCUACCUACCUACCCACCUACCUACCUUCCUUCCUACCUUCCUUCCUUCCAUCCUUCCUAUCUACCUACCUUCCUUCCUACCUACCUACCUACCUACCUACCUACCUACCUACCUACCUACCUACCUACCUACCCACCCACCUACCUUCCUUCCUACCUUCCUUCCUUCCUUCCUUCCUUCCUUCCUUCCUACCUGAGAAAAGAAUCCAGAAGCAUCAGGAAGUGUGUAGCAGACAGAGAGGAGAGCUCUGCUCCACUUGACUGUUUUUCUCUCUACACUUAAGAAAAGUGAAGAAGAAUUGAAUUGGCCGUGUUCUCUAGUUAGUGGACCUGCCAGGGGCAACUACCCCAGUCUCCAUCUGAAGCCUCCAAGGUACUCAGACAAGGCUUCUGCAUCGCUGCACAACCUGAGAUAUCAAUCAAACUGCGUUUUUUUAUUAUAUUAGUAUGUAGUUGGUGUUUUAUUUUGAUGUAUUUAUAUUCUUGUUUAAGUGCUGCUCGUAGUGUGACGUGAUGUGUUUGUUUGAAGAGUUGUGUGUCGUUUGGCCUUUAAGAAAUCUGUCUGUCUGUCUGUCUGUCUGUCUGUCUGUCUGUCUGUCUGUCAUUCACCACCCCUAGACCCUUGUCUAUACACUUCUAUUCAUACUGCAUAUCUGUUUCCGUCAUGGACAGACAGUGUGUUAGAUACUUUGAGCUCAGCAUGCCAAGUCAAACAUUCCUGGGGAAAAAACUACAUCACUAUCCCACGGCUACUUUUAGCUUGUUCUAUGAUUACACAUAACCUUCCUAUUAUGUUGUAACGCUAAUAUACGUGCUUGGUGAAGACAGUUGUAAGAGUAAUCUCUCCUCCUCUUCCUCCUCCGAUAUCCUUGGAUGAGUGGUCCAUUUCACAGUGUGCUUGAGUACCGUAAAUACCAAACAAACCCAACUUCUGCAUUCCCAAGCCUAAAUUAAACUAUGCAGUUGGCACUCUCCUCUCCCUACACAUCACAGACUGUAUGUUGAGGCUCCGCGCCCUCCCAGCUUUAACACUGGAAUGGGAAUGGGCCUUGUUUUAGACUGGAGGGUGGAGUAACGGUGGAUGGCAUGUCUGUCUGACCUGACUGCUCUUCCUCUUUGAGAAACAGAGGACGAGGAAGAGGAGAGGCUGCCGUUCACACCACUGGGCCUGAUGUCUGAGAUGCCCAGGCUGUGUCCCAAAUAGCAUCCCUAUUCCCCAUGUAGUGCCCUGGUUAUAAUUAGUGCCCUGUAGAGGCCAGGGAUCAUCAACUAGAUUCAGCCGCAGGCCGAUUUUCUUCUUGAGCGGAUGGUCAGGGGAGGGCCGCAACAUAAUAACAAAUGAUUUGUAGAUUGCAAAUUGACCGCAAGAAACCCCCCUUUUCUUAUUUUUUAAAUAGGAUUAUAACAUGAUCAUUUUAUAAACCUUGCUUAACUGCCCCUUGAACAAGGCAGUUAACCCACUGUUCCUAGACCAGUUAACCCACUGUUCCUAGACCAGUUAACCCACUGUUCAUAGACCAGUUAACCCACUGUUCCUAGACCAGUUAACCCACUGUUCCUAGGCCAGUUAACCCACUGUUCCUAGGCCAGUUAACCCACUGUUCCUAGGCCAGUUAACCCACUGUUCCUAGACCAGUUAACCCACUGUUCCUAGACCAGUUAACCCACUGUUCCUAGGCCAGUUAACCCACUGUUCCUAGACCAGUUAACCCACUGUUCCUAGACCAGUUAACCCACUGUUCCUAGACCAGUUAACCCACUGUUCCUAGACCAGUUAACCCACUGUUCCUAGACCAGUUAACCCACUGUUCCUAGACCGUCAUUGAAAAUAAGAAUUUGUUCUUAACUGACUUGCCUGGUUAAAUAAAGGUAAAAUAAAAUAAAAAACAUUAGUAUAGAUCAGAUAUAUAUCUCUAUUAUGCAGGGGGGGGGGUGUACUUUGGAACAGAUUAACCAAAUUAAAAUCACUUGGAGCUGAUUUUGCUGGUGUUUUUUAUACUGUCUAUAAUGUUCGACAAUAAAACAUAAUUGGAGAACCCUGACGAUUUAGGGAAUAAGAUGACAUUUGGAACACAGCCGGGUUAUUGGUUUGGGUCCCAGACAGUCGAUACCCAGAAUGCCUCUGUCCCACCACCCUCUGCUGACAAGCCGGGCUAAACGACUGACGUUCCUUCCCUGAUGGAAUGCUCCCACUCGGAUCCGAGAAUUAUGCUAUCUAGAGUCUGACCCUUCACCUUUGAUUUAACACGGUGUACAUUCUGAGGAUUCUAGUCUCUUUUUCAGUCUAUUUAUUUCUGCCGAGCCUCCACGGUAGCUGGUUUCUACCAGGAGCAUCUGAGCGUCUUGUAAAUCGCUGAGUAGUUAUACACAGCAACAUAUCCGUGGAGACAGAGAGCUAGCCAUAUCUGUCUUGCAUCUGCCAGUCUAUUUGUUGAUCGUGCUAAAUAAACCCCAGUGUUAUUUUGAAGUGUGCUGUUUUUCCCCCUCCUUGCUUGAGGAUCUCACAUUUCUGAGGUCUGAAUGUCUUUUUUACAUGUUUUGUAUGUGUCCCUAAUUUAAACUUCAGCCUGCAUCUAUUGGGAUGGUGACAUGUGUUGAUACCAGUUAGCUCUCUCUCUCUGUGUGUGUGUGUGUGUGUGUCAGAGCAGGAAUCUAAAUGAUUGUUUUUGACUGGAAUGUGAGACGAGUGUUGUAUUCAAACUCUACAGUCCUUCACCAUCUUCAAAUUAUACUUAUUUUCUUCUUUCUCUCACAGUGCAUUUGCUGGUCAUAUGCUCUGUAUCAGAACCAUUUGCUGGUCAUAUGCUCUGUGUCAGAACCAUUUGCUGGUCAUAUGCUCUGUGUCAGAACCAUUUGCUGGUCAUAUGCUCUGUGUCAGAACCAUUUGCUGGUCAUAUGCUCUGUGUCAGAACCAUUUGCUGGUCAUAUGCUCUGUGUCAGAACCAUUUGCUGGUCAUAUGCUCUGUGUCAGAACCAUUUGCUGGUCAUAUGCUCUGUGUCAGAACCAUUUGCUGGUCAUAUGCUCUGUGUCAGAACCAUUUUCUGGUCAUAUGCUCUGUAUCAGAACCAUUUGCUGGUCAUAUGCUCUGUGUCAGAACCAUUUGCUGGUCAUAUGCUCUGUAUCAGAACCAUUUGCUGGUCAUAUGCUCUGUGUCAGAACCAUUUGCUGGUCAUAUGCUCUGUGUCAGAACCAUUUGCUGGUCAUAUGCUCUGUAUCAGAACCAUUUGCUGGUCAUAUGCUCUGUGUCAGAACCAUUUGCUGGUCAUAUGCUCUGUGUCAGAACCAUUUGCUUGUUGAUACCCUUUUCACUAUAAAUUGGACUCUGUUUACAUAAAGUUGUCGUUUUGAACUGAGAAAAGAAGUUAAUAUAUUUUGUAUAUUAUUUCAUUUUUAGUAUUUUAUUGAUGUGAGAAAAAAAAAUGAUGCCAAAGAUUUGUUCUAACAUGAGCCUAUAUAAACCAAGCUGCGUGGUUUUAGUGUAAACACCUCGCUGGUUGAGCCCUGAUGUUGCUGUGGAGAACUUGUCUGUGCCAUUAACAUUUCAAUAAUGGAAUAAAAACAGUAAUAUAUAUCUUUAA
Oncorhynchus keta (chum salmon) is the source of this 6367-nucleotide messenger RNA. RefSeq names its product angiomotin-like 2a. NCBI's taxonomy places the organism in Eukaryota, Metazoa, Chordata, Actinopteri, Salmoniformes, Salmonidae. Bases 351 to 2495 code for a protein of 714 amino acids. Gene Ontology annotation, biological process: hippo signaling; angiogenesis; establishment of cell polarity involved in ameboidal cell migration. The record is from RefSeq and is a predicted model, not a curated record. Gene Ontology annotation, cellular component: plasma membrane; cytoplasmic vesicle; bicellular tight junction. The transcript has 9 exons.